GAGUCAGAGAGGAAAAGUGACUCUGAGACUCACAGUGUGGAAACAGGAAAAACUAACUUCUAUUUUAAAAGUUCUGCAUCUGAAAGCAACGGAAAAUGUGCAGAGGAUUAGCUGCCUUACCCCAGACCUGCCGGGACAGGGCCAAGGAGAUCAAGUCGAAAUUGGGAGUUUUGCUGCAGAAGCCGGAAAAUGCCAUCGACCUCAUCAUCCCGUACCCGGAGAAGCCGGAGAAGAAGCCGGAGAAGCUGCAGAAGCCUACUCCGGAGGAGGCGGCUCUGUGGCGCGAGUGUCUGGACCGAGUCCUGAGCAACAACUACGGCCUGGCUGCUUUCCGUAGCUUCCUCCAGUCCGAGUUCAGUGAGGAGAACAUCGAGUUCUGGACCGCCUGCGAGGACUUCAAGAAGACCAAGAACCCAGGGAAGAUGGCCACCAAGGCCAAGAAGAUCUACGAAGACUUCAUCCAGUCCGAGGGACCCAGAGAGGUGAACAUUGACCACUUCACCAAGGACGUGACCCUGAGGAACCUGGUGGACCUCUCCCCCGCGACCUUCGACCUGGCCCAGAAGAGGAUCCACGCCCUGAUGGAGAAGGACUCCUUCGGCCGGUUCCUCCGCUCCGAUCAGUACCAGGAGCUCCUGGUCAACUAAGCAGGAGUCUGAGGAGCGGGCGGGGGGGGGAGGCGGUGAGGUUUCAAACAGCAGUUACUCAAAUGUUUUGGAAAUUAAUUCUAUAUAUUUUCUUUAAUCUCAAUAUUUCGAAUAAACCAAAGUUGUGUUUGAGCGCAUGAGAACCAAAGACUUUUAUUUUACAAACAAACUAAAAGGUGACAUUUUUUUUAAUUCAAAUUCAAUGUUUGAAACUGAGCUAAAAGGGCCGACUGCCAUUUGGAAUAGAACCACCUCCCCAUCCAACACACACACACACACACACACACACACACACGCACACACACACACACACACACACACACACACACACACACACACACACACACACACACACACACACACACACACACACACACACACACACACACACACACACACACGCACACACACCUCUUACCAAAUGAGGAUUUAAACCUCAGAGGUUGAAACACACACUCAACCCUGUAAGACCCACAUCCAAACACAUCCCGGUGUGUUUGUAUCAAGAAAAUACAGAAAACAGAAAAUUAUAUCUUCUUAAAAAUUAUUUUAUCUUUUUAUUUAAAUGAGAAAAGGCCAGAAUAACAUAUAACAAUAUUUUUUUCCGAGAAAUUCCAUAUUUCUUUCCAGGGGCGGGAAAGCACGGCGCUGAACAGCUGAUUCCCCAAAAACACACAAAUGUUUAAUUGUGACUGAAUAGAAAACAUUCAGCAGCUUUAUUAUAUAUAAAUUAAUAUAAAAAGAUUAAUAAAUGUUCCAUCAUUCUGCAGCAAAACAAAACCAAGCUUCCCUUUGUCUUAUCCAGACUAAUGUCAUCGUGACUUUUAAGAGCCUCGUGCUUUUCUCAAGAACUCGAGACGCAGAGUCAAGUGCUUGGGACGGAAAUUAGCUCCAACAAAAAUAAAUGGGAAACUCCAAGUCGUGAGGCAUUUAUUGUAAACCAGCAGAUUUCCUGAAUAAAUUCCAGCAAGGACCAAAUAUUUAGUCAUUUUAAUAAACCAGCUUGUAGCACCGCGUCCCCGGAGUGACUAAUAACCUUGUCGGCGGCGCGGCGCCCUGUGAGAGAGCGUUCCCUGAGAACAGGGCUGACGAGUUGGCUCAGCGGGUCGAGCUCUCGGCUGCCACUUAACUGCAAGUCGCUAAGAUGGGAACAUCGAGUAGGAGGGGAUCUCAGAAAGAGACGUGAACAGAGCUGUGGUUUAUACAAAGAAAGGUCUUUUUCCCAUGUGAUGCGAUGGUACUGUACGUAUCCGUGCCAAAAACUAAAUUACUCAGCAGAGCGCAAAACCUCCGCCGAGGCCCAACUGUCUCCUCUGAUCCAAUCAAACGCAACCAAACCCCCUAAAUGUGCAUGUUUUUAAAUGAUUAUUAUUAAGAUCUAUGAAUUAUUUCCUGGGACCUUUAUCGCCCGGGCAACACUGGAUGUUGACUAUGUCCCAAACACAAGCAACACUUCCUGUACCUGUUUCAAAUUAAAAGCACUUUUAGGCUUUCUGUUAAAUCCGUUCAUUUGUUUUAAGGUUUUUAUUUGUUGAGUUUGAAGAAGAAGUCGUACCAGAAACCUCAGGCAGCAGCUCCACAGCAGGCAUGGAUUUAAACAACGCGCACGCACCCAGUUUGGCCCCGGGCGUAACUCGCAAUGUUAAAGAAUGUGAUAAAAAUAAAAAUAUCCUUGAUCUGGCCCCUUGUCCGGAUCCAGGCCAAAACUUAACAAGCUCCUUCUUGGCCCAAGUUUAAGGGAAAUGUGUAGUCGGCAGGAUUACUUAAAAUCAACAAAGAAAAAAAAAACAAACACAGCGAAUGGGAGAAGACAUAACGUCCUUGGCGGAGGUCGAAUCAGCCAUCGACCUGGUUUCAGUGGUAAUUUGCGAGUAAAAAAAAAAAGAAACAUGGGAAACAGAACUUGCAGGUUUCGGCGCCGCACUCCGACAACUCCGGUUUAACCUGAGCUCGUUUUAAUUAGAGUCUAAAAACCAAACGUUUAAAAUCACAAAGGAUGUGUAGGGGGAAAAUAAUCACACGUUAUAAUAAAUCCAGUAUUUUAUGUACUUUUCAUAUUAGUUCACAACGUUAAAACACUUCACACAACAACCACACGUUAUAACUCACGAGUAUAAACUGUCACUAAACACUGAUGUUCACCUAAUCUCCACCGAGCUGAGACGGAUGUGAUGGAGGAGCUGGGGUCUGUGUGCGAUGUUGAAAAGUUUAAAAAAAUAUACACAUUGAGUUCGUGAUGAUAUUUACUCUGUUGAUGCUUUAAUUUUCCACAUUAAAUGAACCUUAUCUCGAUAUUCAGCAUUUUUUUAAAGCUCUUAUUGUUCCCAUGACUGCAAAUAAUCCAGGAAUUUAAAGCAUCACAGAUCAGGGGGGUGAUGGGUGACGUGUUUUUUAAAUUAAUUUAAAUUAAAUUCUCUUGUAGCUGCAUUGAGGGUUUCCUGUGACACAGAUUAACCAGUUUGAUGUCUCUACCCUCACAUGCAUCAGAACCACACACGAUAUCAAUAAGGGCUUUAACAGUGCUGAGUACAUAUUAUCCCAUGUAGCCUCACGUGUAUGUUUUGGAGUCGACCACAUAAAAAAAAAUAUAUGCAUACAAUUCCUGAAGAUGUAUUUAUUUUUACGUGUAAAUAUCGACUAUAAGUUAAAUGGACGCCUUGAUUCAUUGACUGCAGCUGGUGCGGGACUCUGCCCGGAGUCUGUUCUCUGUUAUAAAAGAGGAAACAUCUGA
Hippoglossus stenolepis (Pacific halibut) is the source of this 3378-nucleotide messenger RNA. RefSeq names its product regulator of G protein signaling 5a (gene rgs5a). The transcript has 5 exons. The record is from RefSeq and is a predicted model, not a curated record. Bases 96 to 647 code for a protein of 183 amino acids. NCBI's taxonomy places the organism in Eukaryota, Metazoa, Chordata, Actinopteri, Pleuronectiformes, Pleuronectidae.